Molecule: messenger RNA, 1259 nt
Organism: Salvia hispanica
Lineage: Eukaryota; Viridiplantae; Streptophyta; Magnoliopsida; Lamiales; Lamiaceae
Product: nudix hydrolase 2-like
Molecular function (GO): NADH pyrophosphatase activity; NAD binding; ADP-ribose diphosphatase activity
Source: RefSeq, a predicted model, not a curated record
AAAAACACUAAAAAAAUAACUAGGCCAUUAAAUCAAUCAGAAAAAUCCUCUUAAAAUUUCACAAAGUAGCAAUCUUUCUCAACAAUAGCAAUCACAACUGCGCCUAUAUAUAGCCUGAUAUGACUACGUGUUGGAAAAUGCUCAUUCGGCCUUGUGUUCUUCGUCACACAAUUCUCUCCACCAAACGGGGUAUCUCCACUUCACAUCCAAUUAUCAUCUCUAAAGGUAGAUUGAGCAGAAGUAGAGUUGCGAAAUUCUUGGCAGUGAGAUCUUCAAUGAGUUCACCAUCUACGCAAGUUGAGCAAGUUGAUAGAUUAUUGAGUGGCCGAAACGAUGACCACGGUGGAGUGAUAGUCGAAAUGACGAAUGAGCCCUUGGAUCCCACUGUUUUUGCUUCCUUGCUCAGAGCCUCCCUUUCCCAAUGGCGCCAGAAGGGAAAGAGGGGUGUGUGGAUUAAAAUGCCUAUAGAGCUAGUGAGUCUUGUUGAACCUGCUGUUAAGGAAGGAUUCUAUUUUCACCACGCAGAACCUAAGUAUUUGAUGCUUGUGCAUUGGCUUCCUAGCACGCCCAGCACUCUACCAGCAAAUGCCUCACAUCGAGUGGGAAUUGGUGCUUUCGUCUUGAAUGAGAAGAAUGAAGUGCUAGUAGUUCAGGAGAAGACUGGGGGUUUCCGCGGAACAGGUGUCUGGAAGUUCCCGACAGGAGUUGUUGAUGAGGGUGAAGAUAUAUGCGAUGCUGCGGUUCGAGAAGUGAAAGAAGAAACUGGAAUCGAGUCAAAGUUCUUGGAAAUACUGGCUUUCAGACAAAGUCACAAAUCUUAUUUCGAUAAAUCGGACUUGUUCUUCGUAUGCAUGCUUCAACCGCUUUCUAAAGAGAUCCAGCCACAAGAAGUAGAAAUUGAGGCAGCCCAGUGGAUGCCAUUUGAAGAAUAUGCGGCCCAACCGUUCAUCCAGAAGCACGAUCUUCUUAAGAAAAUAUCUGAGAUAUGCGCGGCAAAGAAGGAGAAGAGAGAGUAUGCUGGAUUUUCACCGGUGGCGACGACAACAGGAUUCUCUCAGAAGAAGAGCUAUUUGUACAUCAACAGCCAAUGCCUCAACUUAGAGGACUAAUUAAGAUGUUUUUGGCUCUGUAACAACAUUCUAGUUUUCUUUAUAUUGAUACUUAUAUUCAAUUGCUUUAUUUUGAAAAUAAGUUUGUAUUCUUAUUCAAUGUAACAUCGUAUACAGCUUAUUGAAAUUUGAUACUUGUGUUAUCACUAA